AUGGGCGGCGAGGGAGCGGCGCGCGGCGGGAGGGCCUUUUGCUUCGAGGCCUUGAUUAGCCUGUCCUUUGGGGGAGCAGUCGGACUAAUGUUCUUGAUGCUUGGAUGUGCCCUUCCCCAAUACAACCAGUACUGGCCACUGUUUGUUCUGUUUUUUUACAUCCUUUCUCCUAUCCCAUACUGCAUAGCAAGAAGAUUGGUAGAUGACACAGAUGCUACAAGUAAUGCCUGCAAGGAGCUAGCAAUAUUUCUUACAACAGGCAUUGUUGUCUCAGCGUUUGGGCUACCCAUAGUUUUUGCAAGAGCAGAACUGAUUUACUGGGGCGCUUGUGCACUAGUUCUUACGGGGAAUACGGUCAUCUUUGCCACAAUCCUAGGAUUUUUCUUGGUCUUUGGCAGCAAUGACGACUUCAGCUGGCAGCAGUGGUGAAAGGAAUAUAUGAGAAUUAUCACAGGCAUCUCGUCAUGCAGUGGCCAUCCAUACAAAUGAGAGAAUGGGCAAUAAAGAGAAGUAGCGUAGCAAGCCUCUUGAGUAUUCUAGAUGUUCCUUUUCACCUUGUUCAUUCUGAGUGUACUACUGUUGCUGACAGGGUUUCUACAUUUUGAUGAAGUGGAGAGAUGAUUGAUUUCAUUUUUACCUAUGGUAUGUUUUUAGGUGCUCUCUUGGUUUAAAAUUGUCAUCCUUCUGUCCAGUGUUCAUGUGAAGCUUUAAAUCUGGAACAAGAACAUUUAAACAUGGUUUCAAAUAAGAUUUAAAUUUGAUUGGGUUUUUUGUUUUGUUUUAAGUUAAGCAUUAAUACUAUGUUUCAAAAUAACUUUUUUAGGUAGUUGGUUAAAUUAUAUCCAAGCUGAAUGGAGGUACGAGAUUGUGCCCUGCCAUUGUCAAUUUUCAGAUCAAUGGAUUGCUAUAUUUUAGAAGAGGCAGGAUGGGGUGGAGAGUAACAGCUGCAGAUUUUUCUUCUGUCCAUACCUCAAACUGGAUGAUUAAUGUUGAAAGCCUUCAUUUCAGGAGAAGGCUGAGGAGCAGGUAGAGUUAUUUGGGAAAAGUCCUAAAUUUUAACACCGCUAGCACUUUUACCUGCCUUGUUAUCAAUUCUUUGUGGAUGUGACAUUCAAAUACUCUGUAAAGGUAUUGAUGCUAUGACAUACAAAACUAAAGUGUAUUGUAGGGGAACGGAAAAUGAUAUUGAAAUUCAAUUUUUU
Athene cunicularia (burrowing owl) is the source of this 1202-nucleotide messenger RNA. RefSeq names its product leptin receptor overlapping transcript like 1 (gene LEPROTL1). Gene Ontology annotation, cellular component: endosome. Gene Ontology annotation, biological process: late endosome to vacuole transport via multivesicular body sorting pathway; negative regulation of growth hormone receptor signaling pathway. Bases 1 to 429 code for a protein of 142 amino acids. Lineage: Eukaryota; Metazoa; Chordata; Aves; Strigiformes; Strigidae. The transcript has 4 exons. The record is from RefSeq and is a predicted model, not a curated record.